This is a messenger RNA of Scylla paramamosain (green mud crab), 2309 nucleotides long. Its product is annotated as transmembrane and ubiquitin-like domain-containing protein 1. Gene Ontology annotation, molecular function: protein binding. Lineage: Eukaryota; Metazoa; Arthropoda; Malacostraca; Decapoda; Portunidae. The record is from RefSeq and is a predicted model, not a curated record. The transcript has 4 exons. Bases 199 to 1422 code for a protein of 407 amino acids.
UCACAUAUUUUUUAAAGGUGAAAGACUGAUAAUUUCCCCAUUCCCCCCUCACCCCGGUUUUUAGGUGUGAAAGAGGAGAAUGUUGUGACGUCAGCCAAAACAGAGCAAGGGAACUACUUUUGUCAUGGUGAGAUGGUAAUGUUGGAGGAGUGCAGGGAGUAGCGAGUGGCUGGCAGGCAGCACCGCAGCGGCACAACAAUGCUGAGCUAUGACGGGCUGCAGGACGUGCUGACAGCGGCAGUGGUGGUGGUGGCGGUGGCCGUGGUGGUGGCAGCGGCCUGGAUCUCCACCAGCGUGCGGGAGCAACCACUGGUGGCGACAGCAGUGGUGGUGUUUCACAGCGGUGGAACAGUGGAGAGCAGUGGCAGCAGCAGUGUCAGCAAUGGUGGUAGUGGUGGUGAUGUGAACACGACAGAGACACAGGGCAGUGAGGCGGCGGCCACGUCCAUGGAGAAAGACAGUGAGUCAAUGCAUGGGGUGGUGCAAGACUCAGACAGGACUCAGCCAGUGAACUCUAGUGAUGCAGAGGCUGCGGGGGGCGGGGAUGUGGGGCCGGGGGGCAGUCAGGGGGCUUCCGGCGAGUGCUCCCCGCCAGAGAGGAUGCGGGAGGACGGGCCAGAGAUGGAGGUGAGGAGGAGACGGCUGCAGCAUUUUGUGUCCAUGGGAGGCGCGGCAGACAGCGCAGCAGACAGCACAGCAGACAGCACAGCAGACACCACAUCAGAAGAGAGACUACCCACCCCUGCUGACACUGAUACAGGCGCCCCAGCAGAUGCCCGUUGCCAGGAGGAGGUUGAAAAGAAGAAGGAAGAGGAGGAGGUGCAGGAUGGCGAGGAGGGAAGAGAGGAACGGCCGCCUGGGAGCAUUAGAAUUCGCCUCAAGUUUCUGGACGAGACACAGCGUCAUGUCUUUGCUCAACUCACCGAGAAAGUUGGGAGUUUUAAAAGGCAACACUUUUCUAUCGAGCUGGAUGCGAACCGACACAUUCGCCUCAUCUUCAACGGUCAGCUUCUUAGCCAAGAUUCCUCUACGUUGGCACAGUAUGGCCUCUUUGAUAACUGCGUGGUGCACUGUCAUGUCUCCCAACCCCAGCUGCUCCCACACACUUCAGGGCGGUCUGGGGAGGCUGCAGCACAGGAGGAGGAGGAUGCGUAUGUGUCCAGACUCUUGGCACCACUCCUCUACGCUGUGAUGGUGUUGAUGUGGUACUUACGCUAUGAGUAUGGACACCUAUUCAACACCAUGUCCACCAUUAUCCUGCUCUUCCUCACUGCUCUGCUUCUCAUCUCCACCUACCUGCUGUACGUCACACACCACGUGCCUGAGGGUUCUGCCGCCACACACAUCCCCCUGGCAGGCCGCACCAUCACCCGAACGUCCUCCACCACAUCCACUGCUGCCACAUCACCUGCCUCCUCCUGAGCUACCCUUACGAGGUACACAGUGUCUGGCAUCUAUAGUUUUUUCAGUUUUAUCGGCGAGUUUAUUUUCCUUCUCGGUGUGACCUGGGAGGCCGCGUAACCCUGAGAGAUGUGGAGGUUUGCCAUCUGGGUUGCGCGUUGGAGGUCACGUACCGCAGAAGUCUUUGUGGCGUGUGGCGGCGUGUUUGGUCAGUCACCUUUGAUUAUUUGUCACUGGUCAGGUUUGGCGGGGUUUGCUGACACAUGCACGAGGGGUAAGAUGUGAUGGGGGUCCUGUCUGUGUGUAUGUGUGUGUGCGUGAGUCUGUAAUUUAUUGUCGUUUAUUGUGAUAAUCAUUUUAAGGCACACAAACAGAUGUUCUUUCACCUUUCUGUUGCUGAAUUGAUGAAAUGUAUCUUAUUUGUCUAAUUUUCUGCUGGAGUUGGUUUUGUUUUUUUUGUUCUUUGUUGUAGCAGGAUCUCUUAACUGUGCAGUGUGUAUAUAUGUGUAUUUUUUUUUUUUUUAAGUUUCCUGUGUUUAUGAUGAAUAGAAUAAGUUUUUUUUUGAUUAAUUAAGCUUUUUUUUUUUCAUGAAGGAAUGAAAGCGCUUGUUAUUAUAUUUAUCUCUACGCUUAAGAAUGAAACCGUCAAGAACUUACAUUUUACGGAGCAGGAAAAUAAGAAAAUAAAGAAAGAAAGAAACAGUUAAGAGAUCCUGACAAACAAGAAACAAAGAUAUAUGGUAUGUUUUUUUUCUUUUUUUUUUUUAUCAUAUCAAAUUCCGUUUUUCCCACCAAUUGAGUUUCGUUUCACUUAUACUGUGUCUUCUGGUGUAUAACGCUUUUUAUACACUGUAUAUACAUUAUGAGGCUUCUUUGAGGACUGACAGUGGAGGAGGAGGAGGAGGAAA